Molecule: messenger RNA, 672 nt
Organism: Hepatospora eriocheir
Lineage: Eukaryota; Fungi; Microsporidia; Hepatosporidae
Source: the annotation of a GenBank genome assembly
AUGGGGAAAGAUAUUUAUAAUUUACAACAAAUUCAAGAAGAAAAAGAAAAGGAUGAUGAAAAGAGUAAGAAUGAAGCAGAUGAGAUAAUUUUAGAAGAAGCAAGGGUAAUAGAACAGAGAAAUCAACAAAGGGCUAAAGCAGCUCGUCAAAAAUUAGAAAAAGCCGGAGAGAAACAAAAAGAUACAACUAAGACCAUGGAGGCACAGGGUGAGAAAAUAAAAACAGCAAAAGGAGCAGCUGUGAGAACAUAUAAGAAAUCCAGGGAGGCUGAAGAGUUAUCUAAACAACUUGAAGAGAAUCAAGGAACUAUGGGGUUUACAUUUCCAGGUUGGAAUAAAGUAAAAGGAUGGGCAAGAACUAAUACAGCUGAAGAUAAAGAAAUAGAACAAUUAUCCAAUCAAAAAGCUGAACAAAACCAGCAAAGCGAUCCUAGUGAGUCUAGUAAUUUAGAAAGUAGUAAAACUGAAGAUGAAUAUGUUGAAGGAGCAAAACAAACAGAUAAAGAACUUAAAGGUAUUUUAGGUAAUUUAAAGUCAAUUAAUGAAGAAACAGAAAAGCAACGAAAGCUAGGAGAAGAACAAAGAACUGACUUGCAAGAUAUAAAUCGUGUGAAUGAGUAUUCAAAGAAAACACAAGAAAAAACAGAUGAAAAGUUAAAAAAAAAUCUUUAA